Messenger RNA from Ictalurus punctatus (channel catfish), 1841 nucleotides. RefSeq names its product radial spoke head protein 4 homolog A-like. NCBI's taxonomy places the organism in Eukaryota, Metazoa, Chordata, Actinopteri, Siluriformes, Ictaluridae. The record is from RefSeq and is a predicted model, not a curated record. The coding region runs from base 245 to 1762 and encodes 505 amino acids. Gene Ontology annotation, biological process: cilium movement involved in cell motility; cilium assembly; axoneme assembly. Gene Ontology annotation, cellular component: axoneme; radial spoke. The transcript is spliced from 6 exons.
UGCUGUAGGCUGGGGGGAGACUGUAAGAGCCGUCUGUCUGUUCGAGCAGAUAAUAAAACGAUAUUCGAGAGAGAAUAAGGACGAGAAGUGAUUAGACGCUCACAAAACAACACAUUACAAGAACAGAAAACAAUUGUAUCUGAUCUGGUACAGAAACAUCGUGACACAGACUAGAGACGUUCAGAACUGAGACCCAGAGAUCAACUUAACAAUUUUCCUUUUAUUUAAACUGAACGACAGACACAUGGAGACUUCUGCUGAAGCGCGUGCUGACCAAAGGCAGCAGGCUGUGGAGAGAUUCAAAUCUUUCCUGCUGAAAAACAGACCAGAAACAACCUUCAACCUCUAUGACCAUCUGUUUCACGUGCUCACCAAAGUGAUGGACGAGCGUCCAGAGAACGCCGUGGAUGUGAUUGAAGAUCUGAGCCACAAGGUAAAGCGCAGCACGGUGCUGGAUAAGCAGAACAUGCUGAGGGAUACUCCGUCCACAACCUCCUCUGAGCUGCUGGCUGAGAAACAGAGUGCGCUGUUUAAACAAGAGGACGAGGGAGAACCCAACGAGAUGGAGGGACCCUUGCCUGAUGUCACUGAGAUGGCAUUCUUCAUGGAGCAGAUUGGGGUUGGUCUGGGUUGGGUGGAGAUGCAGAGGAUUCUUCUGGCCCUGAAGCAGCUGGUGGAUGUGCAGCCCCUGCAUAGCUGCCGAUUCUGGGGCAAAAUCCUUGGUAUCGAAGGGAACUACCUGGUGGCUGAAACAUACUACAUGGGCGAUGAGGAAGAAGAGGAAGUGGAGGAAACACAUGAGGAUAAGGGAGAGGCUGGAAAAGAGGAUGAGGUAAUCAAAGUCCCCAAAUCAAGCUACAAGCCACCCACCCCAGUCCCUAAGGAGCCUCGUCACUCCGGCACCAACAAGUUCACCUACUUUGUGUGCCGAGAGCCUGGCCUGCCCUGGGUCCGUCUUCCUGACGUCACCCCUGCUCAGAUCAUAGUCGCGCGACAAAUUCGCAAGCUCUUCACCGGGCGCCUGGACGCUCCCAUCGUGUGCUACCCACCCUUCCCCGGCAACGAGGCCAACUACCUGCGUGCCCAGAUCGCGCGCAUCUCAGCGGAGACCCAGGUCAGUCCACUGGGGUUCUAUUUGUUACGGGAAGAGGAGGCUGAAGACGAGGAGAAUGCAGCGCGAGACAGCAUCGAGGAGAACCCUGACUUUGAAGGUGUCAACGUGCAGGAGAUGGUAGAGUCACUGUCGACAUGGGUCCACCACAUUCCGCACAUUCUCAAUCAGGGUCGUUGUGUGUGGGCCAAUCUGGCUGAAAAAACAGAGAAUCUUCUUGAAGAAGAUGCAGAGGAAGAGGAGAAGGAGGAAGAUCCCGACGAGCCUGAGCGUGAGGUUGGACCACCGCUUCUCACACCACUGUCUGCGGACAUAGAGGUAAAUAACACCCCUGCUUGGAGUACCGGGAUCUCCUCAGACCUAAUCUCCCAGUAUGCCAUUGCUUUUGUGCGCUCCAACGUGUGGCCUGGUGCCUAUGCAUACGCGUGUGGCAACAAGAAGUUUGAGAACAUAUACAUCGGCUGGGGUCUGCAGUUCUUGGGCGAGGACUUUACCCCGGCCCUCCCCCCUCCCCCAGAGUCUGAGUACCCCAAUGGGCCUGAGAUCACAGAGGAACUGGACCCCAGUGUCCAGGAGGAGGAGGCUCUGAAGGAAGCACAAGAAGCGAAACUUGAAAACAAUGACGCCGAGGAAGAGGAGGAAGAGGACUGAAGUAUUUUAACAGUUAAAGGGCCAGUACACCGUUGAAAGCAUCUCGAAUUUUAACAUAUGUGACUAUAAUAAAGUGUUA